GCCCCGGACUUCGCUCCCUCUGCACAAGGUUCAUUCCCUGCACUUCAGGCCGUGGUGCCGAUUUCAAGCAGCCGAUAGUUUUUUGCCAGCAGGUUGUCUCGUCCUGGAGGGGCCGGGCUUCGCACACCUAAUUCUUUGCAACUCCGCCGCAGACAAGGAAGUAUUUAUUUAAUGAGGAUACACAUCUCUCCUCAGCUUUUUAGCGAUCGGGACACGCAAUGAGUAGUAUCGGAGAGAGUAUUUUUCACUCCAAAGAUUAAGUAAAUUCACCAUUUUAGUCAUUUGAAAUGCUGCCUCGAACCAGGAUCAUGUCAUGGUGCCUGUUGCUGACUUUUUUCUAUCAACAAGUUGAAGUUGAUGAGCCACAUAGUUCAAAUUCUCCUCUUCCAGCAGUAGAUGCUUCUAUAACAGAAGACAGUGAAAGUCAAAUCCACCUCAUCAGACAAAGAAGAAAUGUCAAUCAGCAAACUGAAUACAACAUAGAUAUUGAAAUAAGCAUAAGCAGAAAUGGUCUUAGCACCCUGCUAAUGGACCUGGCUAAUUUCAGCUAUCCAAUUAUACUGCCGUUUGCAAAUGGCACUAUCAAUAUUACCAACAUCACUCCUACAACAUCCUGUCAAUUAGUGAACAAUGAAACUCAAUGCACAUGUAUUGGUGAAUUUAUAUGGAACUCAACAUUUUGUAGAAAAUACCAGCCUUGCAACCUAAAUACUCCAGCCACACAGGCUUGUGACUGCAUCAGGGGUUAUCCAACAGAGGGAGUAUUCUGCGAUGACUCACCCAUAACGACAACACCCGCACAAAGUACUGCACCUACAACAAGGGCAAAGCCCACCACAACAAGGGCAAAGCCCACCACUACUACACCACCAAUGACCACGCCAAUCAAAAAAGAAAUUAAGAAAAUUGGAUUGAGAAUUCCAAAUCAGACCUUCACUGCUGAACUGAAAGAUUCUUCCUCAGAAUUGUAUCAAAGCCUUACAAAUGAAUUAACUGUACGGCUUAAUGAAGCCUACAGAAAAGAGAUUCCGGAUGCCAUGGUGACAGUUUUAGGAUACACUAAUGGGAGCGUUAUUGUAGCACUUCAACUAACCUCCGACAGUGAUUUAGAUGACAUUGAAUCAUACCAGGAAGCAGUGCGCGAAACACUCUCUGGAACGUACGAUAUUCAGUUUUUGCCCGAUGAUAGAAUUCCAUGCAGUGAUCCUGUCUAUGGCACCACAAGCUUUAAUACCACUGCAACAAUUGCAUGCAUGGGAUCAGAAGGAGACAUGAGAAGACAAUGUGGUUUCAAUGGAACCUAUGGAAAUGAACUUAAUUUCUGUCUAAUACCAGAGAUCAGUAAUCUUCGUGAGUUAACCAAGUCCCCCGAUGAAGUGGCAGCAAACUUUUCCAGUCUUCUUCAGGAAUUAUCUGACGUCUCAGAUAAUGAAAACAUCACCGAACCUGGAAAUGUACAAGCUGUUAUAGAAAUACUGACGACAUUUUCGAACGCCACUGUACCUGUUGACGAAGCCGAUUUGGCGCACUUUUUGCAAACUGUAAACGCCGUGAUUUCUGAUGAAUCAGUAGCCACAUGGACAAUUCUCUCUAACACAACAGUUGACGCGAACCCUAGCUCUCAAUUAUUACAGUCAGUGGAGAUGUUUACUAGUCGGCUCAAUCUGACAAAUGGCACUAUAGGAAUUAAACAAAAUAAUCUUCAGCUCGUCGCUACUAAAAUUACUCGAGAUGAAAAUCGCACUGACAUUAAUGAAACCUUUGAGAGUUUUAACAUUACAGGCUAUAAUAAUUUAAGUGCUAAUAUCAUCAUUCCUGGUAACGAAUUUGAAACCGCCGAAGAUAAUGUUGUUGUCAUAAUUGCAUAUCCAACAUGGAUUGAUAUUUUAAGAAAUGAUACGCACUUUGAGGGAAUCUUCGAAAUUAAUAGUCUAGUUAUGACAGUAACAUUAAACCGUAAAAAAACAUUUACAAUGAAUAUGACGUUCUCACCAAGGAACAUGGAACUUGAUUAUGACACUGCCACAUGCGCAUUUUGGGAUUUUGCUGGAAGAGGCGCAUGGAAUGAUUCAGGCUGUACGUCUAGUCAGGAAGGAGGCAACAUCACUUGCACCUGUGAGCAUUUAACAUCGUUUUCAAUUUUAAUGUCUCCUUUGUCCCCUUUAAGUAAAGACAACGAAGUUUUGGACAUUUUAACCGAAAUUGGAAUAGCCAUUUCAAUCGCCAGCUUACUAAUCACCAUUAUUAUAGAAGCAAUAGUAUGGAAGCACGUGACCAAGAACAAAACAUCACACACUCGCCAUGUUGCAAUUCUGAAUAUUGCGAUAAACCUGCUGAUAGCAGAUAUAUGGUUCAUUGUGGCUUCCCAUGUAUCGCCCGAAACAGAAGCUUGUGUGGCUGCAACGUUCUUCAUUCAUUUUUUCUAUCUUGCCUUAUUUUUUUGGAUGUUCACCCUUGGCCUUCUACUUAUAUUUCGCUUGGUUUUCAUUUUCCAUGAUUUCAGUAAGUCAACCUUGAUGGGAAUCUCAUUCAGUGUUGGCUAUCUCUGUCCACUAAUUAUCUCGGUCAUCACAAUCGGAGCUACACAUCCAACAGAUGAAUAUAUAAGAAAAGAUGCCUGUUGGCUCGGUUGGAGGGAUAAAUAUCCGAUACUUGCUUUUGUUAUACCUGCUCUGGCUAUCAUUGCAAGCAACGUUGUUGUUCUGAUUGUGGUCAUAUUUAAACUCUUACGACGAACAAUCGGAGAUAGGCCCAGGGGCCACAGCGAGGAGCAAGAAACAAUUAAACAAAUUGUGAGGAGCAUUGUGGUGCUAACUCCAAUUCUUGGACUCACAUGGGGAUUUGGAAUACCAACGUUUCAAGAGGACUCGCAUGUUGCUUUUCAUUAUAUAUUUACAAUCCUCAAUGCUUUUCAAGGAUUCUUCAUUUUUCUCUUUGGAACAUGCUUGGAUAGCAAGGUGCGAGAAGCCUUACUGAAGCAGUUCUCUUUGAGUAGAUUGUCUUCCCGAUCAAGGACUGUACAGACUUCUUCCACUGGAAGGUUUCGCUCCAAGACUGGUAUUGCAUUUCCUGGGAGAAAAAAGAACUACAACAUUACCGGCCAGGUAGCCUCGGGGAGCAAGGACAAAUCCCUCAGCUAUUCUACUCUGCAUUAACUGCUGCCACUCUGAAGAUAAAACGGAUUCAUCAGGUGCAGGAAGAAAAUAGGCUACCACUUUGCCAAAACCAUUUCAGCAAUGAAUUAAAAAGAAAUGAUUACAUAUGACAAAAGUUACAAAACUGUAGAGAAUGUUGGACAUCUUGUUACAAUUGUUUUAAUAUGUUACAAUUGUUUCAUUGUGUAGUGAGGCAAUAAUUAAUAUCACAAAGAGUAAAAGGGCAGCAUGGUAGAUGAGCGUUCGAGUUGCUGUCUUACUAUACCAGAGACCCGGGUUCGAACAUGACUAUGGGUGCUUGUCUGUAUGGAGUUUGACGUUCUCCACGUGACCUGCAUGGGGUUUUCCCGGUUUUCUCCCACACUCCAAAGACGUACAGGUUUGUAGGUUAAUUGGCAUGGUAUAAUUGUAUAUUGUCUCCAGUUUAUGUAGGACAGAAUAAGUGUGCGGGGAUCACUGGUCGGCACGGACUCGGAGGGCAGAAGGGCCUGUUUCAACGCUGCAUCUCUAAACUAAACUAAACAACUAAAAUCAGAGAACAUUUUGAACAUAAAUUACCAUUGAUAAUUAGCAAUUGACUACUGUAUUGUAUGGGUUAUUAUAACAUUCUGCUAUUCAUGAAAUUAUUCACACAUUGAUUGGUCUAAAUAGAUUUGAUUAUGUAGAUAAUAUUCGUUUUUUUUUGUGUCUUGUUUGUACUAUCAUGUCACUUCCCAAUCUCAGGUAUAUUCUCCUAUUCCUGUAAAGGAUCUGCUGAACUUCUUGGGUUCUGAACUUUUUCAAAAACAUUCUGAUGAUCUGAAGUUUGAUUCUUUUCCCAUUGGAAGUAUGCAGAAGUUUGCAGAAAGAUUCUCGGAACCAGUGGAAAGGUUUGGCUUCCAUUAAUACGUUGGUUAUUAAAUAAAGCACUGGUCAGCAUGAAACAUGAGGCACGAAUAUAUCAUUAAUAGUUGGCUGCAAUAUGGUUGGUAAAAGGUAAGCAUGGAGAAGGAAAGGGAAAUAAAGAUAUCUCUUGGGCAGGGAGGGAGAAAUAAACUUGCCACAGAUACAGGUACUGCUUUUGACUGCCGUCUCAAGUAAUGAUAGGAGCAGUGUUUGCUGUGUUACCCCUCCUUAUGAUUGAAUUGCCUGCUGGCAUUCAUGGACUAGGUUCACACACUGGAUGUUACUUGGGGGAGAUUCAGAGAACUACUUUUCUUGGUAUUUUUCUUUGCAUUUUGAAUCGGCACAUACCUGAGCCAAAAUUUUAAAAAGUUGUCCUCUAGAGAGUACUCUCUAGAAUUUAGGAGAUUGAGAGGGGAUCUUAUAGAAACUUACAAAAUUCUUAAGGGGUUGGACAGGCUAGAUGCAGGAAGAUUGUUCCCGAUGUUGGGGAAGUCCAGGACAAGGGGUCAUAGCUUAAGGAUAAGGGGGAAAUCCUUUAAACCGAGAUGAGGAGAACUUUUUUCACACAGAGAGUGGUGAAUCUCUGGAACUCUCUGCCACAGAGGGUAGUUGAGGCCAGUUCAUUGGCUAUAUUUAAGAGGGAGUUAGAUGUGGCCCUUGUGGCCAAGGGGAUCAGAGCGUAUGGAGCGAAGGCAGGUACGGGAUACUGAGUUGAUGAUCAGCCAUGAUCAUAUUGAAUGGCGGUGCAGGCUCGAAGGGCCGAAUGGCCUACUCCUGCACCUAAUUUCUAUGUAACAUGAAUUGUCUGCUCUUUAGAAAGCUGGUUUGAUUACUUCCCAAUUCCUACCAAUGCAACCAUUUAAAUUAGUCUCUAAAAGUGUGUUUCUUUCACGUGUACUUUAAGGAUAGAUUUUUAAAAUAUAGAUUCCAUUUUAUAAGGAUGACGCCAGGACUCAAGGGCCAGAGAUUAUUGGGAGAAGUUAGGCAGGCUAGGUCUUUAUUCCUUGAAGCGCAGGGAGAUGUGGAGUGAACUUACAGAGAUGUAUAAGAAUUAGAGGGGAAUAGAUAGGGUAAAUGUGCAUUUUACCCAGAGAAGGGGAAUCAAGUACCAGAGGACAUUGGUUUAAGGGGAAAUAUUUAAUAGGAACCCGAGGGCGACCUUUUCACACAGAGGGUUGUGGUAUGUAACAAGUUGUCAUAAGAGGUAGUUAAGGGAGAUACUUUCACAAUAAAUAUCUUUAAAAUACAUUUGGACUGAUACAUGGAUAUGAAAAAUUUGGAAGGAUAUGGGCCAACUAUCAGGCAAGUGGAUUAGCGUAGAUGCGGCAUCUUGAUUCAUGUAAGUAAGUUGGGCCAAAGAGCCUGUUUCCAUGCUUUGUCGCUGACACUUUUCACACAGACUGCUUGAGGUGGACACACUGAGAAUUUGGAAAAGGAAAUCAAUUAACCUCAUGGGCUGUUCUAGCACAUUCCUAUUGACGUAGCACGUUUCACAUCAAGAGAGAAAUUAAUUAAAUCUACGCAGUAAAUCAGGAGGACAUUUUAGAUGCUCUCUGAUAAUGAAAUGCGAAAUUGUCAUAACCUUUAAUGCAAUUCACUCAAAAGCAGUACACAUUUUUAACUUGUUUGCUUUAAAUUACUAUGCUAUACUGUUUCCAGACUCUCUUGUGCCCCACCCUGUAGUAGGUUCUAUGAAUUAAUGUGUUCAUUCCAGAGCAAUAAUCACUUGAAUGGCAGAUCAAUCACUGUGGGUAGGUAGGAGGUUAUUUCAUGGAUUUCUCAAUUUUCUGGCUUGUUACUAUUUGUGAUUCCUUGAUGCAUUUUUCUUGCCCCUAGAGAAGCCUGUGAGGCUCAUUGAUCUUGCCUCCUGAAUUCUCAGUGUGUCCUCAUCAAGAAGCUGCAGAUUGUCUGUGUGAAUCUAUAAAAAAUAUCUAUCCUUAAAGUAAAUUUCACAUUAGUGCUGUUUCAGGACACCAAUUAGAGGAGACAAAAGAAAUUGUGAAUGCUGGGAUCUUGAGUAAAAAAACAAACUGCUGGUGGUACUCAAUGGGUUCAUCGAUGGAGCAUCUAUGGAGGGAAAUGGAGAGAUGAUGUUUCAGGUCGGGACCCUUUUAAGAAUAAUCAGUCUAAGAAAGGGUCCUCACCUGAAACAUUAUCGGUCCAUUUUCCUCAACAAAUGCUGCCUUACCUGCUGAGUUCCUCCAGGACUUGAUUUUUUGAUGUAGAACACAUCUUGGUGUAGAUGCUGUGUAGUUUGAUCAGCUGUGGUUCUGUGAUUUCCUAAUUGUUGAGUCUAGGAACAUAGAAAUUGGCAUUCACAGAUGCAAAUGUUUUAGUUCUGCUUUUAUUUUGUUCUCUCCUUCACUGUGAUAUAAUUAUUCAUUGGCCUUUUGAACAUUCUGAACAAUCUUGUUGACUUGCUGAUGGUACAUCACCCCACAGUAGAGAUUGCUCAUUUUACAUGGAAAAACUGCCAAACUGGUUGUUGACUCAAGAAACUGCAGAUGCUGAAAUCUUGAGCAAUGAACAAGUGCAAAUGGGGAAGGGAAUCAGAUAGCAUCUGUGGAGGGAAUGGACAGACAGUGUUUCAGGUCUGGUGACUUGGUAUUUAUGUCAGAAUUGUAUUGGUUCAUUGAAUUCUGAAAACUGAGAACACCACCAAAUUAAAAAAAAUCUUCAUUGAAUAAUAUUAUUCUGCUAAAAUACUUUAAGUACAGUUUUUUUUUUAAACUUUGGAGAUAAUUGAUUGGGUUGCAGGAUAAUACUGUAAGAAAAAACUUUGUGGUGUAAGAAGCAUGUUGUUUCCAUAUUUCAAUUUUCCUUUAAUAGUUCAAGCCUUAAAAUAUGCACGUCAGCAAAUUAUCUUUAACAAAUAAGUUUUUUUUUAAAGUUGAGUUAUGAAUGGAAUAUAAAUUUGUAAAUUGCUCUUCAACAAUCGUCAAAUAGGACUGCUGUGAAAGAGCUCCAUUUCUCUUCAUGCUUUGUUAUUAACAUAAUCAAAUGUUUCUAUGUAUAUAUUAUAUUUGUGAUUGUAGAUUGUAAUAGGUAUGAUGUAAAUUAAGUAAAUGAGCGAUGUGAAUAAAACCAAUCUAAAAUUAAUACAAUAAAUAUAAUGACUAAAUUAAUGCGUACCAUUUGUUCUUCUACACGUUACGUAGAUUUAUACUUGUUCUC
Messenger RNA from Leucoraja erinaceus (little skate), 7214 nucleotides. Its product is annotated as adhesion G protein-coupled receptor F4-like. The record is from RefSeq and is a predicted model, not a curated record. Gene Ontology annotation, cellular component: membrane. Gene Ontology annotation, molecular function: G protein-coupled receptor activity. Gene Ontology annotation, biological process: G protein-coupled receptor signaling pathway; cell surface receptor signaling pathway. Lineage: Eukaryota; Metazoa; Chordata; Chondrichthyes; Rajiformes; Rajidae. The transcript is spliced from 15 exons. Bases 288 to 3155 code for a protein of 955 amino acids.